This is a messenger RNA of Eleginops maclovinus (Patagonian blennie), 8155 nucleotides long. RefSeq names its product inositol polyphosphate-4-phosphatase type I A-like. Lineage: Eukaryota; Metazoa; Chordata; Actinopteri; Perciformes; Eleginopidae. Gene Ontology annotation, cellular component: cytoplasm. The transcript has 26 exons. Bases 321 to 3332 code for a protein of 1003 amino acids. Gene Ontology annotation, molecular function: phosphatidylinositol-3,4-bisphosphate 4-phosphatase activity. The record is from RefSeq and is a predicted model, not a curated record.
GGCAGACGCUGCGGCUGUACCCAGAAAGAAGCAGAGACAGUGCGGCAGUUUGAGGACACCCACCUCUCAACAGUUGCCUUUUUAUCCAGGAAAGGACAAUUCCCCACCAUACGCAACUGCAUAGAUUGUCAAGUUCUGCUUCAUCCUCAGUGACUCUGGAUCACUUCUCCUUCACCCCAUUAAUAAACUAGGACACGCUGCUUUCUGGAGCAGCUGUGGAUCCACGCAGGAAGAGGGGCACCUCACAUGGGAGUGUGUGAGGGUGUGUGUGAGGGUGUGUGUUCAGGCCUCCUGCCGUCGCCCGCUCUUCCCGGACAGGCAUGGCGGGGGUCCGAGAGCGCGGCUCCCGGAUCCAGAGGCCGUGGUCGGUGUACCGAGCCAGCACCUUCGAGCUGUCCAAUGAGAUGAUCGGACUCGCUCUCGCUGGAAACAGUCAGGACCCAGAUGAGCCUGUGCUUGAGUUCAGCGUGGUUUGCACAGACCUGAUGACUCCAUCUCUGGACAGAAAACCAAACAGCUUUGUAGCAGUGAGCUGCACGACACCCCCGCAGGCCUUCUGGACCAAACACGCCCAGACCGAGGUCAUAGAGGGCACCAGUAACCCCAUCUUCCUCAGCAGCAUCGCCUUCUUCCAGGAGUCCAACAUCAACCAGCAGACGCAGGUGAAGCUCGCCGUGUACGACGUCAAGGACCGCUCGCAGGGCACGAUGUAUAUGUUGGGCUCGGCACUUUUUCCUGUGAAGGAGUUGUUGCAAGAGAAGAGCCACAGGUUGCAGCUUGAACUGAGAUCAGCAGAGAACGAGCGCGUGGGGAACAUCACCGUCGCUGCCUGGCAGAUGGAGGACAGAGCAGAUCAGAGGUUGUCGGCCGGCUGGCUGCCAGACGGCAUCAACGGGCGGACGGUACUGCCGGUCGAUGAGAGCCUCACAGAGUCCAUGGGAGUCAGAAUCAAGUACGCCUCGCUAUGCAAAGACCCCCUGCUGCGCUCAGUGUUUGGAGGCACCAUGUCCAGGAUGUACCGCUUCCCCUCGACUGAUGGGAACCACCUCCGGGUGCUGGAGCAAAUGGCCGAGAGCGUCCUCUCGUUAAACAUCCCCCGACAGUUUGUCAAACUGCUUCUGGAGGAGGACGCAGCCAGGGUGUGUGAGCUGGAGGAGCUGGGAGAGUUGUCCCCCUGCUGGGAGAAUCUGCGGCGACAGAUUGUCUCUCAGUACCAGUCCAUAAUACUCACAUACCAGGAAACACUGUCGGACCUCAACAACUACAGAGGUCCAUCGUUCAAAGCCAGCAACCUGAAAGCGGAGAGGAAGCUCGAGUUCAUGCCCACAAACCUCCACGUUCAGAGGAUGAGGGUGCAGGAUCAGCUGGGCUUCGAACACACGUACGAUGUGAUAACGAUCGGAGCGCCGGCGGCUCACUGCCAGGGUUUCAAAAACAACGGUUUGAGGAAACUCAUCCAGAGGUUUGAGGAGGCCAAGAAACACAGCGCCCUCUCCAGCUCGCAGUCCAUCGUCUACAUGCCCCAGGACAUAGUCAGAGCCAAAGAGAUCAUCGCCCACAUCAACACACUGAAGACGCAGGUCAGCUACUACGCAGAGAGGCUGUCCCGAGCCGCCAAAGACCGAUCUGCCAGCGGACUGGAGAGGACGCUCGCUAUUCUGGCUGAUAAGACACGUCAGUUGGUAACCGUUUGCGACUGUAAGCUGCUGGCAUCAGCCAUUCAGGCCCUGAACGCAGCGCGGCCCGAGUACAUCGCCUCCAAAGCAUCUCCCUCCGCCGACUCGGAACAAGUAGUCCUGCGCAACGACCAGGACACGCUGCUCGCCAAGUGGAGCGGCAGCAACAGCCGGUCCUCGCUGCAUGUGGACUGGCAUGAAGAGGAGUGGGAGAAGGUCUGGGUGAACGUGGAUAAAUCUCUGGAGUGCAUCAUCCAGCGUGUGGACAAGCUGCUGCAGAAGGAGAGGAGGCCGAGUGUCGGCAGUCAGGACAGCACACUCACUGAGCUACAGGGAGGUGCCAGCAAGAAAGAUGAAGGAGCAAAACGAGCUUAUUGGAUCAACCCGAGAAGCUCAUCACAGGACUCUGCUUCUUUACCAUCUUCAUCAUCCUCAUCCUCACCUCCACGAUCAUCUUCACCUCCACCAACCUCCUCCUCUCUGCCCGCCCUCUCCUCUGCACAACACACCUAUGGAAGCCCCUGUGUGGAGGAGGCGUACCCAGGCGAGUGGAGCGAGGCGCUGUACCCGCUCCUCACCACCCUCACCGAGUGUGUCGCCAUGAUGAGCGACAAGGCCAAAAAGUCCAUGGUGUUCCUCCUGAUGCAGGACAGCGCCCCCACGAUAGCCAUGGACCUGUCGCUGCAGUACCGCCGCGACGUGGUCUUCUGCCAGACGCUCACCGCUCUGAUCUGCGGCUUCAUUAUCAAACUGAGGAACUGUCUCCGUGACAAUGGAUUUCUCCGACAGCUCUACACCAUCGGCCUGCUCGCUCAGUUUGAGUCCCUGCUCAGCACCUACGGAGAGGAGUUGGCCAUGUUGGAGGACAUGAGUGUCGGCAUCAUGGAUCUCCGCAAUGUCACCUUCAAGGUGACCCAGGCCACCGGCAGCUCCGCCCCCGACAUGCUGCCCAUCAUCACAGGGAACCGGGACGGCUUCAAUGUCCGCAUCCCAUUGCCAGGGACCAUGUUCGACGCUUUGCCGCGGGAGAUCCAGAGCGGCAUGCUGCUGAGGGUCCAGCCCGUGCACUUCAACGUCGGCAUCAACGAGCAGCAGACGCUCGCUGAGAAGUUUGGAGACACAUCCCUGCAGGAGAUCAUUAACGUGGAGAGCCUCUCCAGACUGAACUCAUACUACGAGCAGUUCAAAGAAGUGCUGCCUGAGGACUGCCUCCCCAGGUCUCGUUCUCAGACGUGUCUCCCUGAGCUGCUGAGGUUCCUGGGGCAGAAUGUCCAUGCCCGGAAAAACAAGAACGUAGACAUCCUAUGGCAGGCCGCUGAGAUCUGCCGCCGGCUGAACGGCGUGCGUUUCACCAGCUGCAAAAGUGCCAAAGACCGCACGGCCAUGUCGGUGACUCUGGAGCAGUGCCUGAUCCUGCAGCACGAGCACGGCAUGGCGCCGCAGGUCUUCACACAGGCCCUCGACUGCAUGCGCAGAAUUGGGACGAGGGAGGGAGUGAUCCAGAAGAACCUGAGCGGCUUGCUGCCGGUGCGGGACCUCCGGCUGGACCCCAGCCUCCUGUACUCGCUGCCCUUGCUGGCUUUCAGCCCCAACCUGCUGGUGGUGUGGAUCUUUCUCAGUGUGGCGUAUUUCCUCGCCAAACUCCGCUGCAGCUGAGCGUAAAAACUGCUCUCUGUGGGAGAGUGACGGACUGUGGAAGCGUGGAAAUACUCCACACGGACUCUUGAGGGUGUUUCUGAAACUGUGCCACUGUCCUGUGAGUGUGUGUGUGUUAAGCAUGCACAGUAAUCACCAAGGACUUCCCACCUGAUGCCCCAUUUGUCAUCAAUGAAAAAUCUCACCCCUUUUGUUUGUUUCUGUGGUUAAUGGGCACUUCCUGUUUUGUAGUUUUUCCUUUUGCAAGCUUACAAGCCAGGAUCAUAUUUGAUUCUUUGAAGCUCCACAUCACAUCGCGUCGGCACGACAGUAAGCCUUCCAAAUCUGAAAACAGAUUUCCAGACGGAUACGUGUGAUCUUAAUUCUACUUUCGAUUUUAUCUUUGGGUGCAUUAUCGUUUUCCAGAAACAUCCCUUUUUCUGUACAAUUUCUGUUCGUUUUUACACACUUUAGCAGCAUUUAAGGUCUGUUUUCAGCUAAGCAAAACAGCCUAAUAUAAUAUAGACAUAAUGACAUAAACGUAAGGCUGGUGUUUCCAGAUGCAUCCACCCUGGGGACUGUUCUUUAAAAAAAGGACCAAACAAAUGCAGCCGGCUUAGUGUGGCUUCAGUCAAAGUCGUAGCUAAAAAGAACUUUAUUGGAUCAAAUCAACGUCUUUCACUCUCACGUAAGAAAACCCGUUUACAUCGCCCUCUGACGGAGAGAUUAAGGAUCAGUUGCUUUGCCUUAUUCUCCACCAACAAACUGUACUCAAAGUGACGUUUCUAUGUCUGUAGGCCAGAGUUGUGAAUAUGUAUAUUAGCGUUCAGAGUAUGUGUGUAUAAAUCUUGCUUCAGGAAAGAGUUAUGGUGAUCGUAGCUACGGUAACGGGACAAUAAGGAUCUUAUUUAAUUUCCGCUCUUAUCAUUGUCUUCCAUGUGCUUUUGCACCUAGCUCGAAGUGGAGCAAACUAAGCUUUUAUUUUGUGCCAAAAAGAGAAAGCUCACAUUAGCUUAUAUACAUACAGUAUAUAUUUUCAGGCAGUGCUCUUUUUAUUUAUUUCAGUCUUCCUGCUUUUAGAUCUGGGUCAGUAAUGACUCCGUUUACAUGCAGCUUAAUAUAUGCUUUCCUGAUGAAAUCUAUCCUAACGUUAGCCUCUACUGGGGUCGAAAGGAAUCGAUCUCUCAAAUAAGGUGUCCCCAUAUAUCAGAAUACUGAUAAAUGAAGGACUAAACUGCGUUUUUUCCUCUGAGAUAAAUAAACAUUUGCUAGCUUUUCAUGACAAUGCAGUGAAAGUCGCCCAAAACAAAGUCAAAGGUCAAAUGUUUGAAUGUAGGAUAUUCAGGGCGAUCCUUUAGAGCAUCUAUGUGUGUCCGUUUACAAGAGGCUGGCUCAAAUUGCAGCCAUAAUCAGUAGCAUGUUUCUUUUUUGCACUUGAGCUGUAAGAUAAACAGAUGAGGAAUGUAUCCAUGCUUGUGCCAAAUGCGUGAAGUCAGGUUUUAAUGGAAGAAUUCAGGUGUGUGGGAUUUGUUUGUAAAGAGUUUAAGCCUGGAAAGUUGUGACCUAUUUGUCUAAAUGCAGGCCACCUCUAAUGCAUCUUGUUUUGAAUUUUUGGGAAGCAAUCUGUCGUUAACGUCCUUCAAAUAGCUUUUCUUGCCGUGCUGACAGUCAGAAUACCAAAUAUAUUUAGUUUACUAACCAAUCUAAGAAAGAAACACAGCAAACUCUCACAUUUGACUGACUGAAAUAAUCCGAUCAGUUGCGUUUCUGCUUAAAAUGUGACUGAAAUAAUGAAUAUACUAUCAAAGUCAGUUGCUGUAUACCUCUCUCAAUCAAUCUAACGAUGAGUCGAAUAUUUAUCCAGCUUUAACAUCACCCCGCUGUAUAGCGCUUCCUAUUUGGGAUGUAUUAUACGUGUAUUCCCGCAGCUCUUGUAUGUGAUUAGUUGUUGUGGAAAAAAUAUAUAUGAGCGGUAAAGCCAAGCUCUUAUUUCCCAGCUGCUAGGGUGUAAACCCCAAUACUGUUGAACACUCAUAUUUGAAUAUUUAAUGUGAAAUAUAAGAAGCUUAUUUUGAAGUACAGGUCCGGGAAUGAAAAGGACAAGAAAUGUGUGAAGCACUUCUUAACAAACCCCACUGACGGCAAAGAGGGGUCAAGUUCAGCAGUUAGAAAGAUAACAAUCUGCAGCUGAAUGAAAGCGUCCUUCUCAUUAACAUCGACCCAGUAAGAAAAUGGAUCAGGACAAAAAUAUCCUCCUGUGGGAGCUCACCUCGUGACCCCCCCGGACUCCAACACUCUCUCUACACUCAGUACUGAGACUCGGGGACAGAACAUUGAACAUGUAUGAGCUUCUUAUUAAUACAUACAUGUCUUUGUGCUGUAACCUGAAAGGAGGAACUAGACUUUGUGAAGUGCUUUGAGAAUAUAAGCUUUAUAUUUCACCGAAUCAUUUGCUUUCGAUUGCUCAAUACAUUUCCCAGAAGUGGACCCACUCCCUUUUGAAAGUACUUUAACUCUCACUUUUUAUUUUGUAUUACUUUAGGAGAACUACCUCUGUGAGACAGAAGCUUAUAUUUGAAACAAGUGAUCUAUAAAUGCAUCUAAUACACAGAUAUGUCAUUCAUGAAUCAGUGAGCUGCAGGGAUGUGAAGGAACAGGAAUUAUUUUCUAUCAAAUCAAUGCUUGACUUGGCUUUAAGGUGGAGUAACCCCGUACACAGCUGUGUAAUAACUAAGACAGCAGGAACUAUUACUUUCUUUCUUAUGAUUCCUGAUGAAUAUAUUUGUAUGGUUGUACAUACGGUGUAUUUAUGUAUUGCCUUCAACGUUUGCUAUAUAUUGUCCUCAUUUCUUGCAAAGCAGCGAUUAUAUAUGAAUAUAUCCAUCUAUAACGUGUGAUGAGUAUGCUUGGGCCAUGCUGUCACUUUAUCCCACAGCUGAAUAUGCAGCGGUUUCUGUUCAUUCAUUAUUCUCAAGUUGCACUUUAAACAUCUGAACCCUCCUGUUAACAACUGAGCUUAUAUGUUAGUUGAUAAUUGUAACAAUUAACAUAUGAUUUAAAAGGAUAUGUAUUUACUAGAACAAUAAGGACCAACCAAUGUGUGUAACGAUGUUAACUGCAAGUUAUUGUGAGGAAGUUUUCCUUCAGAAUUCAAAUGUUUAUUUCAGCUGAAGCUUAGAGAUGUCCUAGCUUUAUUUCAGUCUGUCAAAGUUAACUUGUACAGAAGAGGUCAGGAAUUGUAAUAUCUGUCUUGUAAAAAUGAAUCAGACGUUAACCUCUGGCAGUGCUCCUCCUCUGUUAUCAGCUACAUGUCAAAAAGCUUCAGCCUGUGCCUCCAUGUUGCUCCAGUCAGUGUGUCCCUGAACGCCACGCUGUAAUAAACCCUUUCUGCCUCCACCUGUGUGUGUGUGUGUGUGUGUGUGUGUGUGUGUGUGUGUGUGUGUGUGUGUGUGUGUGUGUGUGUGUGUGUGUGUGUGUGUGUGUGUGUGUGUGUGUGUGUGUGUGUGUGUGUGUGUGUGUGUGUGUGUGUGUGUGUGUGUGUGUGUGUGUGUGUGUGUGUGUGUGUGUGUGUGUGUGUGUGUGUGUGUGUGUGUGUCAAUAAUGUAACACAGGGUGAGUAGCGGAUCAUUUUGGGGGGGAACUAUUCCUUUAAUUCAUUGAUUGUUGAUAAUUGGGAAACCCUGCAGCAAAGUAAGUGUCCUUUCAUAGUUUCUCAUAUUGUUUGUGUUUAUUAUUCUGCCCUCACUCGUGUCCUGGUUGUGUCUCCUCAGUGAGGGCUGCAGGCGGGAAAACACGGUGAAGAACGUCGGCUGCCGUAAGUACGCGUUCAACUCGCUGCAACUCAAAGCCUUCCCCAAACACUACCGACCUCCUGACGGCACCUUCGGGAAGGUGGAAACCUGAACAGGGAGUCCGGAAUACUAUGGGACAAUAUGGCUGCUGUGUUUUGGGAAGGCUUCAGCUGGUUACUGUUUCACACGUUUGAUAAACAGUAACUCACUAUUUCUACCACCCUGGUACAACUGUUUUUAAGUACUGUAUUAGAUGCUUAUGCCAUAUUAUGCAUACAAGAGUCCGACAGCAGCUUUUUAUUUGUUCUUAUAAAUAUGUAAAUGAACAGCACUGCCUCAGCCCUGAUCAAGCACUGAUAUAAUGAAGCAUUUAUGUUUAUGCUACACACCGUUAAUCAACAGAUAAAUCUUAACUAUCACACGUUAUAAUCCAGUUAUAUACAAUCAGGAUUUCCCUUCUCCAGCCACAGUAUUUAGACGCGUUGUUUUUCUUCUCGUUGCCAGCCAAUGUGUAUCCAUGCAGUUCGGAAGUAAGCCUUCACUGAAUAUUUAAACCCUGCUGUAUAAAUCCACAGGAUAUGUGUCUACGUAUAGGUGAAUAACAGAACAAAGAAGGAUCUUAUACAAGGCUCAAGCUAAAAGGACAAUAACUCUGCAGGCUUCACUUCUUCGUUCCAUAUUUGGUUUCUAUGCAAUUUCAGUUUCCAAACUGUUAUCUUUACCCCAAAUUUAAAGAGAAGAAUCCUCUGUAUAACAAUUUUCUCAAAAGGGGAACAUAUGUUUUGCAUUUUUACACUUAUUUGUAGUAGUGUUCCUCCCUUUUGGAGUAUUAAGCCACAUGUUAGUUGACUGUUCUUUACCACACGGGGCGCCGGGGCUCUUCCUGUGAAUCCACAUGUGACUUUUCUCUGCGGGAGAACCACACUGUGGAAUGGCCAUCCUACCGCUGACCACUCCUAUACAUGUUGUUCUGUAUUUACCUGUUAUUUUCAACAUUCAAACAUACUGUGCUGCAUUCUGGGGAUUUAUUCAGAUUAAAAACUUCUGAAAACA